AUGACGAUGAACCGAGGUUCAGUUAGAGGGGUGCUCUUCAGGAACCGAAUGACAGCCUGUUUGGACGACAUACAGGAAGAGUCAGCCGAGUCUUCUUCCGAUGAAGACGUGCCAGAAGUUCAGGUACAUAAGCUGAAAGAUUGGAAGCUCGAGCUACAAAAGUUUCAUGCAGAAAGCUACCACUACCGCCAACCUGUCAUGAUGUAUUCUAUCACCCAUGAACUGGAGUUUAUGGGUGGAUAUACGUAUCCUCCAGCUCAUCUAAAUUGCACGCGGACCGUUCUUAUCUUUUGGCGUACUGCCAAAUUUGACCUUGAGACGCUGGAUUAUCUCAAGCACGACGAGCCAGCCCGUUAUGAGAAAGCAUGCGCCGGAUUCGAGAAGCUCUACGGAUACUCUGCGAACAAAUUUGAGUACAGACUCGCGUCUCUGCCCGAGGAAGUGCUAGAUUGCCUCGGCCGGCGAGUCAUUUUGAAGUACUACUCGUCGUGGGUUAAGCGUCCAGAAGAGCAGCGCAAGCUCAUCAAGACAUGCGACUGGAUCAUUAACACCUGCUUGGAAUUUCCUGUGGACAAAAUCAAGGCUUCAUUUGACGAUUCGUGUCAGACGAUGGGGGUAAAGGUUAAGGAUAAUUCUGGCUGA
Talaromyces amestolkiae is the source of this 642-nucleotide messenger RNA. RefSeq lists its product as uncharacterized. The record is from RefSeq and is a predicted model, not a curated record. The transcript has a single exon. The coding region runs from base 1 to 642 and encodes 213 amino acids. NCBI's taxonomy places the organism in Eukaryota, Fungi, Ascomycota, Eurotiomycetes, Eurotiales, Trichocomaceae.